CGCGAAGCCGGGACGGAGGAGGACAAUCCGCCUUUGGGCCCUCCACCGGGCCCUGCACCGGGCCCUCCACCGGGCCCUUUCGCGGCCCCACCUGCGGGCCCUGCACCAGAGGGCCCAGCAGCAAGCCCUUUCGGUGCCGCCGCGGCUGCAGGGGCUUCCACCAACCCGUUUGGCCCACCCACGGCCUUUGGUGGAACCACGAAGGCCCCCGUGAACCCAUUCGCACCACGUGCAGUUACAGGUGCGCCAAAUCCCAAUGCGCCCAAGGGAUUCAGGGAGAGUGCGCGAAAACAAGUUGCGAAGAAGAAGGCUCAAGAGAAGAAGAAGCCAUCACCUUAUGCCGCAUCGUCUUAUGGAAAAAACCAGGGCAAUUUGGAUGACAUGACGGACCCCGAGGGUGCCGGCGAUGCCGGAGAGAUCUGCUUUGUCUCAGCGGCGGCCAAGGAGCGACAGGAGACGCCCCCCCCACCUCCUCAAGCUGAACCGGAG
This is a messenger RNA of Cladocopium goreaui, 489 nucleotides long. The record is from the annotation of a GenBank genome assembly. Lineage: Eukaryota; Dinophyceae; Suessiales; Symbiodiniaceae.